GUCUCCUUUUCGCAAAUAGAAAAGUUUCUGGGUUCAGGAAUAUUGAGUCGUGAUCAGAUGACACGAGCAAGUCUGUGGUGGGGCGAGUCGUUAAUGUCUGCAUACUGGAUCGAGGUCACCGCUGGCAUGCAGAAUGAGACACGCAGCAGAAGCAGAGAUGAGUGGCCAACUCGCAAAGGCUCUCUUUACUUUUUCCCUGAGCCUGGUGCCAGAAUCGAAGAGGAAGAUUUCUUUGGCUACUUCCACGCGCAGUUCAUCGUGGCUACGCAGCCAGGUGACUACGAAUUCCCGAAACCGAUCAGUCACCCAACCAUAGCAGAACUCGACCGUCUGCGCGUGUACCCCAACAUAUGGGUUCCAGCGAGCAACCUGGCCAAAGCAGCAUACGCCAUGGUCCUCGCUGAUCUAGGUCAGACUCCGAAAGAGCCAACAAUGUUAACAGAUGUGGAGCUAUUGCGGUCGUUUACUUCGAACCUCGCAUCUGCACAGGAGAAAUCUGCCAAUGCAAAACCAGGACCAGCGACCCAGAGCUACGAUGAGACGGCUACUGGUACCUUAUCCGUGACGCCCUCAGUUAUCUCCGCUCAGUACCUUUGCCAAGUUCCCCGAAUGCGUUCACCAGGCAGCUUAUUACUAGCUGUCCUAGUGGCUGAUUUGAUCUUUCUCCAGACGGCUUGGCAGCUAUAUAAAUUGGUCUGCGAAAAACUGCUUGCUCGCCGCUAUCCGGAUGCGAAUUUGUGCCAUGGGUGCUUGAAUGGUCCAGUGGAGACUCAAUUAGCGCAGACUGUAGAAACGACAACGAGAAAGACGUAUCUGCCAGUGCAGCAACGCGAAAUUGAGGUAGGGUUGGCUAAGAGAUUAUAAUAUAGUAGUUGGAAUUGAUAUUGUUAUACUAAAUUCUGUGAAAACGCCUCAAUACGAACGCC
This is a messenger RNA of Bipolaris sorokiniana ND90Pr, 926 nucleotides long. RefSeq lists its product as uncharacterized. NCBI's taxonomy places the organism in Eukaryota, Fungi, Ascomycota, Dothideomycetes, Pleosporales, Pleosporaceae. The record is from RefSeq and is a predicted model, not a curated record. The coding region runs from base 94 to 864 and encodes 256 amino acids. The transcript has a single exon.